AUGAAUAGAUAUGCGAUUAAAAGGGUUUAUAAAUAUGAACAAGAGUAUAAAAAAAUACAUAAAUAUAUGAAUAUAGGAAUUGACUAUAAAUCUAGAUUUCACAAUAGUACGUGUGAGGGAAAUUUUGUAAAUACAGGGAUUGCCAGAAUAAAUAAGAAAUUAUUCCUGUGCAAUAGCUUGAGAAGACGCAAAUCCACCAAGAGCAAACUUGUUAGGGCAUUGUGUUAUAAUUUCAGAAGAGGUGUGUUGUAUUCGUGUAACACACAGAAUACUAAGCUGCGUAUGAAUGGUGGUGUAAUAGAAGGAAGCAGGGUGAAAAAGGAGAAACCUGAAGAACGGGAAGAACGAGGAGAAGAGAUUAAGCGAACUCGAAUUGGUGACUCACAUGUGAGGAGAGGAGCGACGGAAGAAGUGGAAAACAACACACAAUUUUUAAAUGUAUUAAGACAUAAACAUAUUUUAAGCGUUUCUGAUAAGUGUCCCAUAUCUGGUUUUUGCAUUUCAAGUAAGAUGAAAAGAAUAAAAUUCAGGAAUUUCACACAAAUUGUUGGAGUAUCCAUAAAAAAGGAGAAGUGCAUGAAAUUUUCCCGAUUAAGUAUCAACGAAGUGUUAGAUUUUAUACGUAAAAAUUUAUCAAGGAAAAAUGACAUAAAAACGUGGAACAGCAUAUUUAUUCAGUUAGAUAAAUUAGUGUCGAAAAAAAGCAAGAGUGAAGAAUACAAAGUAGAAAUUAAUGGAUUUUUUGAUAAAUUGUCAAAUUUAGAAUAUUUCAUGGUUUUAAACCAUCUUAAGGAUGUCGAUGAAAACGUGAAAAAUAAUAUUUUGAAUAACUUAUUUUUUGAAUGCUUCGUUAUGUCCUUGAGGGAAAGGGAUAUUACCAAUUUACACGAAAGAGGGAAAUGUGUCGAAGAAUUGGAAGGUGCUAUUGAAGUUGAAUCUAAAGUGUAUGAAGAGGUUCCUGGUCAUAUGGGAACAAUGGAUAUUCUGCAAAUGGAAAAGAAAAGCGAAAGUAAAGUAAAAUCAUACAUGAAAAAUUUAAAGAAUCUUUUAAGUAUUUCUGGGGGUAGGAAGAGCCCAAAGGGAGGGGACGUAAUAGAACAUGUGAAUGAAGAAAAUAGGGAUUGGAUUAACAAGGAAUCACAGAAAAAUCAGCUUCAGUUAAAGGGAGAAGAGAAAAAAUUAGACACUUUUGAAAACAACUUGGAAGCAGAAUGUGCAAAGAUGAACAUUCCCCAUAGCAAUACUUGUGCAAUUUCGAAUGAAUACUAUAGUAGAGAAAAAUCAGGAAGACUGAAAAAACAGAAUGAUGCUUCAAGGAAAGAGACAUUGUAUGAUGUGAGAAUGAUUAAGCGGUGGUUUAAUCUGAUGAAUUACUUUUCAAAUAAAUGUGAAUAUGUUCCUAUUUUAAGAGAUUAUUUAAAUAGAAUAUUUAGACAACAUAUUGAUACAUUGAUUAGUGAGAAUUACUUUUCGAAAACGGUACAUCAUUUGACAAAUCAAAUAAACAGUAAAAGCAUACAUGCACUUAUAUGGACUUACGAGAAAAAGUUAGAUUUAAUGAAACCAUACGAUUUUAGUUACAGUUUAAUUAUAUUAUUACGAUUUUUAGUACUAAAUCAUAAUUUAUUUAAUAAAAUAAUUGAUUAUGCUAUUGCAAAUCCUUUAUCUAAAUUUGAGAAUGAAAAAUAUUUCAUUCGUUUUAUAAAGAGUGUAGAUAAUUAUCCUUUGAUUUAUCCUUCUAAUUUGGACUUUAACAAUACCGAAUUUUUUCAAUCCAAUAUGAAAGAUUUGUAUAAUUUUACUUUUUCAAUAUUUCUUAAAAAAUUAAAUAAAAAAUUGAAAUUUUAUUCUUUAAAUAAUUUAUUAUUUUUAUCCGAAUGUUUAGGAAAGGUUAUUUUUAUUCCUAAUACACAAAAUCAAAUUUUACAUAUGUUUAUAAACAAGUUGAGAUACCACAUAGAUAAUUCUUUAAACCUUUCAAGUGUCGACAAUUUUACUUUGAUACGUCUUUUUAAAAUUAGUUCUUUCUUUUCAUUUGUUCCAGAAAUGGAAAUUUUUUUGAACACUUCAACAAAGAGCCUUAAGAAAACUCGUAAGUUGGUUCAAGACGCGGAUGCUCACUUCAGACCGUACGUUGAAGUCUCUUUAGGGGAUAUUGACGAGUUGGAAGUUCUCUCUAGAGAGGCAAUAAGUGGUAGAGAAGGUGGAGAAGAUGUAGAUGGUGGAGAAGAUAGAGAUGGUAGAGAAGAUAGAGAUGGUAGAGAUGGUAGAGAAGAUAGAGAUGGUAGAGAUGGUAGAGAAGAUAGAGAAGCGACACAGUCAAAUGACAUCCACCUGGACAUAAUGAAGUAUGUGGAACCUUCACUGAAUGAAUUGGAAACACGAAAAAUGAAAUCGACGAAAGUUGUUCAAGUGGGUGAAGAAUCCCAAAAGGCUGAAGACUUCUCAAAUGAUACACAUUUGAAAGAGGAAAAAAAGAGUAUUAUGAAGGAAAGCGCAUCUAGUUUAAAUAAAAAAAUUCUAAAGAAUAGAAAUGACAAGACGAUAGAUGAAAAGAACAAAAAGAAAAGUAUAUGUUUCAACAUGAAUGAUGAGAAAGUGAUAAAUUAUUAUUAUGAGAAGUCUGAGGAAACAGACAGAUGUUAUCACAGAAAUUUUUUAACGAGCUAUGAUUUGUACCAAGUGAAAGAUAAUGCAUAUGAAAUGAACAGCUACCUUUUGAAUUACAAUUUAAGUCAUGACAAUAGUGGGAAGAAAUAUAAGAAGAAUAAAUUUUUAUUAAAAAAUAUUGUAAUGUUAUUAUGUGCUCAUAUUGACAAAAAUUUGGAUGAUGUAGUUAAAGAGUUGAAAAAGUUAAGGAGCACAGGAGGUGCAAAUUUAACCCCAUUAUCAUUGUCACAUAUAGGAACAACUUCAUCUGAAGUUUCGACCCACACAUCAGUGUCCUCCCCAAUGAACGUAGCUUGGAAUAAAGACAAAUUAGUGAUCGAAAUUAAACACAUAAAUGAGAAAAAUGCAGAGAGAGGUUCCAAGUGUAAGAGUGAUAAGAAUAUGUAUAUGGAAAAUGAGCUGUACAAGAGUUAUUUAAUUUUUUAUGAUUUUAGUGUUCUAAGUGAUAUAGUGAAGUUUACACAUUUUUCCAUCAACACUAAUAAACAUACUUAUGAUUUAAUAAAAUCCAUAAAGAGAAAGUUAGAGGAAAUGAUCCAGUUUUAUGAUUUCAAUAAAGUAUCGAAAAUAGUUGGUGGAAAACUACCCAUAGGAUGUGUAAGAAGCGUAGCGAUGAGGAACAUUUCCAUAUUUCAAUUGCAUGACUUUUAUUGUGCAUGUAACAAUUUUAGCCCAUCAUUUUUGUUUGGAUUUUUUGAUAUUCUGUUGAAACUGACACCUAAAAUAAAUAUUAUAAAUGUAGAUAAAGCUAGCGAUUUGUUUAACAAGAAAAAUAUUCACAAAAUGGAACAUCUGGAAAUUUUUGAAAAGGUGAGAGAUAGAAAUAUAACCAUUCCGUUUAUCGUUUCUUUGUUGAGAUCAUUAAAAAUAAUCAUAUCAUCAAAUUUAUUCCUUUCGAAUAAUUUACUUAAUGAGCAUAUUACCACCAUGGUUCAGUAUUCUUAUUACGUUUUGUUGUUUUAUUACUAUAAUAAAUAUAACAAGAGGCAUGAAAAAUAUGGCAAAGAUUUCAAGAAUUUGAAAGAUGAGGAAGUAUAUCUAGCAGAGAGAAGAACAAACAUGGAUCAUCCUCCUUCUUCUUCUUCACCUCCUCCUUUUGAAUCACCCUCACUUGGUUCUCCAACACGGUCUGAGCAGAAAGAUCUAAGGAGUGGUAUUUUGUUUUCUAACCGUAAUGAUAAAACGAAGGGGAAUGUUAAACACGGGAAAAAUACUACAUCUGAACAAUAUCACCAUAGAAGCAACCAUGACGAUGCUGAUAAGGUCGAUGUUGAUGAGGAUGAAAAUUUUCAAUUCCAGGGAACAUACAAAGGUGUUUGUGCAGGAAGACGUGGUACAAAUAAAAAAGGGAUAGAACUGCUUCGAGAGGAGGGUGAUAUUUAUGGUCGCAUGGAAAAGGAACAAAUGGAAAGUAAUAAAGGUAUGUAUAGGAAUGGGAUAGAAUUAAAUGAUGGAAGGGGAAGUAAUUAUUGUUCUGCUGUGUUUGAUGAUAGUAGUGACUGUUCAGCCAUUUCGAGUAUAAUAAAAUUAAAUAAGAAAAAUAAAAAAUUAUGCUUAUUUGAAGAUUUAUACUUGGAAGAUUUCUGUAAUAUUUACUUGUGUUUAUCAACAUCAUUGUAUUUUUUAAAUAGAACUGAUGAAAAGUCGAAUAAAAUAAAACAUUUAAUAUAUUUAGAAGAUAAAUUUCUCAAGUUAGUAACUAAAGUAAAGUAUAUGAAAUAUUUGUCCGAAAAUUUUAUCUUUUUUUUAUUUAAAGCACCAUCCACAUUUAAACUAGAAGAAGCAUUUGAUGGAAUAAUUCCAUCUUUAAAAGUAUAUAAUAGGAAAAGUAAAAAGACAAGUGAACUUCUCUCAUCAAUAACACAUUCUCAGAAGAUGAGAAUUUUGAGUUUACCAGCAGCAACUGCUUUUUUCUUAUGCAAAAUAAAAUUGUCUAUGUCAUCCAGUGGUAGUAAAGAAGCUAAUAUCGUACGAAUAGAAAAUAUCAAAAAAUUGUUUGAAAUUUUAAUGUGUGAUUAUAAGUUGCUCUCUGAUUGCGUUGAAGAAUUAUUUAUUAAUCGCAAGAAAGUAGGUUCAGGUGAAAUUCUCCAUCACAGGGAUGGAGAAGCAGAUGGUAUAGCAGAUCAUAACGGAGGAGAAGAAGAAGAAGAAGAAGAAGAAGAAGAAGAAGAAGAAGAAAAAGGAAAAGAAUGGGGACAAGGUUACGGAUCGGCAAAUGGAUCGGAUAAUUCAAUGAAAAAAGGUUCUUUUGAAGAACAAAACAGAGUGUACCAAUCGAAAAUGGGCACAACAGAUAGAAGUAACAAAUACCUUGAUGGAGUCACGAAAAAAAAAAGAGCUUAUUCUUAUUUACCCUAUCUGUUGUCAAAUAAAGUGGAUGUGAAGCAAAAUGCAUAUUUCGAAAUGUUAAUAGGAGAUAUGUUUUUUGGUGUACAUGAAGUUAAAACAUUGUAUGAUCUUCAAAACAGUUUACUAAAAACAGUUAAACAUUUAGAAACUGCCCAAAUUAAUUUGAAGGUGAAUUAUAAAAUUACACAGAUACAACCAAUUCAUAAUGAUGUCUUGGGAUACCUAGCUGAGUUAUCCAAUGUAGUGAAGGAUUGUCUAUACACCAUUUUCCUUUCACAGCCAUAUAUUCAUAAGUCUACAAAAAAGUAUACGACAAAAAGUUUAGUUAAUUAUUUUAUUAACAAGUGCAAAUUUGUCAGCGAUUACAACAUUUUCGAUGAUUGCAAUAAUAAAUCUUUUAACGAGUUGAAACGCAGCAAAUAUAUGACCAAUGAAUUUUGUCGCUAA
Plasmodium gonderi is the source of this 5466-nucleotide messenger RNA. RefSeq lists its product as hypothetical. The transcript has a single exon. NCBI's taxonomy places the organism in Eukaryota, Apicomplexa, Aconoidasida, Haemosporida, Plasmodiidae. Bases 1 to 5466 code for a protein of 1821 amino acids. The record is from RefSeq and is a predicted model, not a curated record.